This is a messenger RNA of Pteronotus mesoamericanus, 522 nucleotides long. RefSeq names its product CD164 molecule like 2 (gene CD164L2). Lineage: Eukaryota; Metazoa; Chordata; Mammalia; Chiroptera; Mormoopidae. The transcript has 5 exons. The record is from RefSeq and is a predicted model, not a curated record. Gene Ontology annotation, cellular component: cytoplasmic vesicle. The coding region runs from base 1 to 522 and encodes 173 amino acids.
AUGGCCUUGCCGGGACCCCAAGCCUUACGGGCCGCGCUCUGUGGCGGCUGUUGCUGCCUCCUCCUGUGUGCCCAGCUCGUUGUGGCUGGGAAAGGAGCCCGAGGCUUUGGGCGGGGAGCCCUGCUCCAAAUGAACAUCUGGCCAGCUGUCCAAGGGACCUGUAAAGAGCUGAAGCUCUGUGAGCAUUGUGUGGAGGGGGACAGAGCACACAACCUCUCUGGCUGCGUGUGGGAGCAAUGUCGGCCCGAGGAGCCAGGACACUGUGUGGACCAAACUGAGGUGGUCAAGGAAGGUUGCUCUGUCUACAACCACUCAGAGUCAUGUCCAGCUGCCCACCACCACCCCACCUAUGAACCAAAGACAAUCACAACAGGGAGCCCGCACACCCCUGAAGCCCACAACCCUGGCUUCGAUGGGGCCAGCUUCGUCGGAGGCAUCGUGCUGGUGCUGUGCCUACAGGCAGUGGCCUUCUUCGUCUUGCGCUUCCUCAAGGCCAAGGACAGCACCUACCAGACACUGUGA